Molecule: messenger RNA, 1218 nt
Organism: Endocarpon pusillum Z07020
Lineage: Eukaryota; Fungi; Ascomycota; Eurotiomycetes; Verrucariales; Verrucariaceae
Exons: 2
Coding region: 1-1218 (405 amino acids)
Source: RefSeq, a predicted model, not a curated record
AUGCCUGUGCCAGAAUCUCCCCCCAGAAGGCGACCAGUGCCACCACCAAAAACCGAGAGUCAAGCUCAGCUUCGCCAAGAACUCACCUCCCCCCGUCGUACAAACAGAACUUCGUCAAAUCAGGAUGAGUCCAUCGAUAGGCCACAGAAUGAAGCUCCACACUCUGAGGCCCAAAGAGAAGACGCAACCAAACACUUGACCUUGCCCGAGGGAUGGAUUAUGAAAAAUGCAGUGGACGUGACAUACCAUACACAUGUUGCAAAGCCUGUUGUCCAUGAAACUAUUCACCAUAACACGACAGAACUUGUCGAACCCAGGAUAACUCGAGAAAUCCAUCACUACCACCAAUACAACUAUAUCCAACCUCUCGAGGUCGAAGUGCCCAACGACUGCUACGCCACCAACGCAAAGGGGGAAGUGAUACACGCUCCUGGCGGGCUGACGACACACGUGGGCGAAACUUCACAUUGGGAGCAGGAGCGGCAAGACAGGGGUUAUAGCCUACCUCGACCGCUCAAAAGUGGGGAGCACGAUGAAACAGACGAGAAGGAAGUUGAAGGUCGUGACAAAACCGUAGGCCCACUUCCCAUUGAAGCCGAAGGCGGUGGAGAGCGCGUACUGGAGGGCAUAAGAGAUGGUGGAGUUGCUCGACGAUUUGGUGGUGCCUUGACCUCCCCCUACACUACCUCCCAGUCCAAUCAACCCGGAUCCGCAGCAGAACCUCAAACUUGGAGACGUAGAAAUGAUGUGGACGGAACCUCGCCAUCUCAGCAGAAAUAUCUACCAGAUGUGCCUCAAGCCCGUACCCGUGGAGGCGGCUUCGAAGAGAACUCGUCAUCUCAACAACCUCACCCAUCUUACCCACCCCAAACUCCUCCACGAACAGAUGGCUCCUCCUCCACGUACAAAAACUUCUCCUUGCCCGACCCUACGCGUAAUGCCAGCCCUAAUCUGGCCGCCGACCUGGAACAGAACUUCAACCGCCUCUCUCUCCAACAUCAGCAUCCCGAAGCUAAGGCCCUGCCCUCCCUUCCCGACACCUCUCCACGUUCAACCCAUUCUAAAAGCAGUGUAAGGAGGAUGUCAGCGGACACCAAACUCAGAGAUAGAUACAGCAUGGACUCCAACCGACAUAGCUUGGAUGAUUCGAAUCCGACGAUGGACGAUGAAACAGUGCCGGAGAGAGGAUCGAGCGCAAGAAAGACGAGGAUAUACUAA